GCAAACAGCAUAAUACAAUUUCGUCGUCAAACUUCAUCAAUCCUUCAAGACAAAUUCAACCUAAAAAACAUUGUUUCAUCACAGGAAGGUCCCACCAAUCAUACACUACCUUCCAAUCAAACUUCAUCUAUCCUUCCUUCUCCUUCCUUCUUUUUCUCUCUCUUUCUAUCUCUCCAAAAUCGCCGUCAAAUUCGGGAGAAUUUUAAUUCCAAUUAAUUCUUCGUUCAUCGUUUUAAUAUUUACUAAAACUAAAAUUCUUUUGACUUCAUCUACAGACAUCAUCAUUGUUUUUGUAAUUUGAAUAAAUUCACUGAAUUUUUGUUCUCUGAAAUUUUCAGCUUUGGAAUCUUUUACAACUCUUUCUCUCUCCUUCUUAAUUAGCACCGACAAUUUGAUCAUUUGGAGUUUUUCUCUUUUGUGUGAUCUAUCAUAUAAAAUCGGCUAUUUUAGGGGUUUUAUGAAUUGAAAUGCAGGUGGAAGAGAAGGAAAAUUCAAAAAGGUUCGCUUGAUUUUAGAGGGUUCUGGUGAUGCUUGAUUGCUCGUAUAAAUUUUGAUCGGGAAUUUAAGGAAAUGUCGGGUCCUCUUGAUCGAUUUGCUAGACCUUGUUUUGAGGGAUUCUCUGGACAUGAUGAGAGAAGGGAAAGAAAAUCUGAUUUUGAGAACUCAGAGGAUGAGAGAAGGUCAAGAAACUGGUCUUUGAAGAAGAAAGCUAUAAAUGCUUCCACCAAACUGAAGCAUUCUCUUAAGAAAAAGAGUAGCAGAAGGAAAAGUGAUGGACGUGUCAGCUCAGUUUCUAUUGAAGAUAUUCGAGAUGUAGAAGAGUUGCGGGCUGUUGAUGCAUUUCGACAGGCCUUGCUAUUGGAAGAGCUUUUACCCGAUAAAUAUGACGAUUAUCACAUGAUGUUGAGGUUUCUGAAAGCAAGAAAAUUUGAUGUUGAAAAAGCAAAAAGUAUGUGGGCUGAUAUGAUUCAAUGGAGGAAGGAAUUUGGUGUCGAUUCUAUUGUACAGGAAUUUGAGUUUAAAGAGAUAGAUGAAGUCUUGAAGUAUUAUCCCCAUGGAUAUCACGGUGUGGAUAAAGAGGGUAGACCUGUCUACAUUGAAAGAUUAGGAAAAGUUGAUCCAAACAAACUUAUGCAAGUAACUACUAUGGAUCGCUAUAUAAAAUACCACGUUCGAGAAUUUGAGAAAGCUUUUGCAAUUAAGUUCCCAGCAUGCACCAUCGCCGCAAAACGACACAUAGAUUCAAGCACUACAAUAUUAGAUGUUCAGGGUGUGGGGUUGAAAAAUUUCACCAAGUCUGCCAGGGAACUUAUAACACGGUUGCAGAAGAUUGACGGUGACAAUUAUCCUGAGACCCUUUACCAAAUGUUCAUUGUUAAUGCUGGCCCAGGAUUUAGGCUUCUGUGGAACACUGUUAAGUCUUUCCUAGAUCCAAAAACUACCUCAAAGAUUCAUGUUCUUGGCAACAAGUUCCAGAGCAAACUACUUGAAAUAAUUGAUGCCAGCGAGUUACCCGAGUUCCUUGGAGGGAGUUGCUGCUGUGCUGAUCAAGGAGGAUGUAUGCUUUCUGACAAGGGACCUUGGAAAAAUCCUGAGAUCUAUAAGAUGGUUUCUAAUGGGGAAUCGCGUCGUGCAAGACAAGUUGUCAAAGUCUUGAGCACUGAUGGAAAGGUUCUUGCUUAUGCUAAGCCCCAAUAUCCAAUGCUGAAAGGGAGUGACACAUCUACGGCUGAGUCGGGAUCUGAAGCUGAAGAUAUUGCGUCUCCUAAGGCAGCAAUGAAUUACUCACAUUCGAGAUUGACUCCUGUUCGUGAAGAGGUUAAGGUACCUGGAAAAAAUGGAUUUGCUGGUAGUUAUUCAGGCUAUGAUGAGUAUGUUCCCAUGGUCGACAAGCCUGUUGACUCUGGUUGGAAGAAGCAAUCACCCAUUCCAAGAUUCUAUUCUUCAAAAGGGACACUGCCUGUGCUGGAUAAGAAGACUCCAGAAGGAAUUCGAGCUCGUUUAAUGAUGAUGAUUAUGACAUUCUUCAUGGCUGUGCUUGCAUUUUUCCGCUCAUUGACAGGCCUUGUGAAUAAGAAAUUGCCUGAUGCAUCUCCGAGCAGCGAGUCUAUUACUGAUGUCACUCUAGAUACGGUUCCCCAGGAAUCUCGCCCCCCUUCACCGCCACCAGCAUUUACUAAUACUGAUGUCUUGUCCAAUUUAAUGAAGAGGCUGGAUGAUCUUGAGGAGAAAGUUGACACACUUCAAUCUAAGCCUUCUGAAAUGCCAUAUGAGAAGGAGGAAUUGUUGAAUGCUGCUGUGUAUCGUGUGGACGCAUUGGAGGCAGAGUUAAUCGCAACCAAAAAGGCUCUACAUGAAGCUUUGAUGAGGCAGGAGGAGCUGCUUGCUUAUAUUGAUCGUCAAGAGGAUGCCAUGUAUCGGAAAAAGAAAUUUUGCUGGUGAGCGGAUUGUUCGGAAGCACAAGAGUUGGAAAGUCAAGAGCUGAGGCGUUUCUGGAACUGUCUUUUUCGUCUGAGAACAUUUGUUGUCAGUCUAAUUCUCUUUUAUCUUUCUCGAAAGAGCUACUGCUCGUAAUGAUGUAAAGAGAUGCAGUAAAUCUGUGUUGAUUUUAAAACCCCAAUUUCAAUUAAAGGGGUGGCUGAGAGAAGAAUUAUACUCCAUAGUUUUCAAUCUUCUGAAAACCUGUGUGUGGCUUGCUACUUCAAUACAUUAAUCUUUUCCGACCUUUUGAUCUUUUGUUCUUGAUCUUCCGAUCAUUUUGAAUCUAAGGCUUUCUUUAAA
Amaranthus tricolor (Joseph's coat) is the source of this 2781-nucleotide messenger RNA. Its product is annotated as phosphatidylinositol/phosphatidylcholine transfer protein SFH8-like. The coding region runs from base 571 to 2442 and encodes 623 amino acids. The record is from RefSeq and is a predicted model, not a curated record. NCBI's taxonomy places the organism in Eukaryota, Viridiplantae, Streptophyta, Magnoliopsida, Caryophyllales, Amaranthaceae. The transcript has 15 exons.